This is a messenger RNA of Fusarium pseudograminearum CS3096, 1662 nucleotides long. RefSeq lists its product as uncharacterized. Bases 1 to 1662 code for a protein of 553 amino acids. The transcript has 3 exons. The record is from RefSeq and is a predicted model, not a curated record. NCBI's taxonomy places the organism in Eukaryota, Fungi, Ascomycota, Sordariomycetes, Hypocreales, Nectriaceae.
AUGUUUCCGCCGUAUGCUACACCCGAGCCCGACAUUAACGACCAAUAUCAACCUCAAGGCACUCCCUACAACAAGCCGGUGGCCAACUUUACCUGGGCUAUGCCAGACAGUCUCGGCCCCAUCAACACCAACAACCUCUCACAGUAUGGAUACACUUCUGCUGAAUCGCCCUUGGUCAUGAGUGCCUCGUCCAAUGGCUACCCAAGCGCAGAUCUGGCUCUUCUAAGUCGAUCCAACUUUAAUCCCCAAACCAACUUCCUAGCAGGCGCUGAAUGGUCAUGGCCAAACACACAACAUGGAUCAUACUCCCAAUCACUCGUUCCUACAGGCACUCCCCAUGCUAGAGAAGUCCUGGCCAAGUUGCGGACUUGCAUUCACCUGUUUCUCAGCACCAGGCAAAUACUACGGAACGUUCGCCAAAAGAACCGGCGACACAGUGCUUCAGACUGCCACCCAUGGAUUACUGGUCCUAAAAACGUCAGCUACCCUGUCCCGACUCUAAAUACGUCCGGUUCGGACCUUGGGGUCUUGGGCAACCUAUCAAAUGAACAGCAAGCCAACUUGCUCAACUUUCCCGACUACACUGGCUAUACCGACUGUGCGUGGCCGAACAAUGCCCUGUGCGUAUUUGGUAGUGGUGAUAAUAAUCUAUUAUUACCGCCACAAGAACGAAUACCUCGGAGAAUAACAGAACUUCAUGAAGACGAUGGGGUUCCUCGUAUGGAGCGAGGGCUUCCCGAUUUAACGAUCAAACCCAAUGCUUCUAAGAAUGCUCAACCCCGAACUCGGCGAAAAGUCUCCAAUCUGAAGCAGUCUAAAAAGCGUCCCAUUGCGUGCGUGGACGUUGAAGGAUCUUCAGAUGACGACACCGACGAGGGAGUCAAGGAUAAGAAGCGACCCAAGGGGUCUCCGACAGGAACACUCUUUGCAUGCCCUUUCUACAAGCAUGACCCAGUCAAGUAUAAAAAUUCAAGAAGCUGCGUCGGUCCUGGGUGGAGGUCAGUUCAUAGGGUCAAGGAGCAUAUUUUUCGGAGCCACAAGCUUCCUGAGCAUCAGUGCCCUCGCUGUUUCGAAUCAUUUGAAACCGACAGGGCCCUUUCUGAGCAUUCACGGUCGCAUGUUCAGUGCCAGCUCCUAAGCGGCUUUGCGCAGGAAGGCAUCAACGCAAGUCAGGAGAAGCUACUGCACGUCAGGGCCAAGAAAAACAAUGCCGCUUCUCAUGUUGAAAAGGUUGAGGUUGAGGAGGAUAGAUGGAGCGAGAUGUACAAAAUCAUCUUUCCAGAUGAGGAGCAGCCCUCCUCACCGUACUACAACCGCGCCCAGCUAACGAUUGACGAAUUUGGAAAAAGCAUCAUGGAUGAUUUCAACCAACGUCUAUCAGCCAAGGCCAGCUGUUUGGGCAUACAGCCGUCUCAUCUGAUACCACUCUUUAGUGUGCUCCAGGAGAGUGUACGGUCUGUUCAGCAGGGCGGUGCAAAUUCCAACAACCAGCAAUCCCAGUUGACUGCUGUCCAACCCCAACUAUCGCAGCCGAGUGUGUUUGCAGGAUCACAGUUUUCAGCCAUUGGCAACGAUAUUGUAGUCGAUGACCAGUUCAUGGCCCAGAUGUUAUCCGAUCCUACUUUGGGCAUUAGCCAGACAGGUUGUUGGAAUACUUUGUGA